UGACAGUGGGUUUCCUGAGUUUUGAGCCUUCAAAAUCGCCACGAAAGAGAGAGAGAGAGAGAGAGAGGUGGGGAGGGAGAGAGAGGUAAUCUGCGAGGAGGACUGUGACACCGUCGCUUCGCUUUUCCUUUUCUUCUUCUCUUAUAAAACUGAUAGAAGCGAGAGAAGCAACGCUAAAGGCUAAGGCUUUUCGUACUUGAAGUUAAUUGAGAAAAUAAAUUCAUUGUUUACUGAAGAAAUUCCAUAUUAUUCACGCAAUCAAACCCUUCUAUCUCUAUUCUCCCUUCGCCCUUUCAGCAAGUCUUCUUGUAUCACAGCUUCGAUCCUACGGCCCCAUCCUCCAAUUCUUCUGAUUCUCGGUGUUCUGUGGGCACGAUUGUUGUCUGGGUUUCUGGAAGAACUGUUAAAUUCCUUCUCUUUUGCGGUCAUUCGCUUCAUCGGCCAUCAACUCCGGUGGGCUCCUGGCCCCUGGUGCAUUGGAGUUUCCAGAAGCAAGGCCGUGACAUCUGAAGUGAUCUUGGUUCAACUAGUUCAGUUUAUGCAUAUGCUAAACAGAAUUAGCACUAUGAUUUAAACCAUUCAUUGGGGAAUGGACUGGUUGUAUUCUCUGGCUGUCAGCAUUUGUAAAUAAUGUUAAGUGGGGAAAAGGGUGCUAAUGCCCUCAACAUAUUUAAGUGGAAAUGGCGUGGUGAAUCAUCUUUGGCAACUGGGUUGCUUGAUGACGUGCAUCAUGAAAUUGAAUUGUCUGACUACCGGAGAGCACCAAGUCCUGGUAGUGAAAGUCCUUCUGGACUUCUUAAUGGAGAGAGUGUGAAUGUGGAACCAAUAGCUGAUUUGGACCUUUUCUUUGAGAGGCUUUACAGCUACUACUGUGAGAAAGGUCUUUGGUGCAUUAUCAUAAAGUGGAUAUUUGAGCUAUUCAGCCUAGCCUUUACCAUAUGUUUCUCUGGAUUUUUCUUAUUAUAUGUUGAUUGGAAUGGACUUGGCAAUGCAAAAUGUGGGAUGGAUGCAGUUGAAUCUGGAAUUAAGCCCUGUGAUCUCGCUAAGGAAGCUCUUCAUGAGCACCCAUUAACCCCUUUCACACUUCCAAAAGCUAUUAUUGUUGGAUAUUUGGGAAUAUUUUCCAUCUACUGGAUCUUCUGUUUCUUGAGGUUUUUUGCACAGCUGAGGGACACUUUAAAAAUCCGUGAGUUCUACCACAAUAGUCUCUGUGUGACGGAUAAUGAAAUACAGACCAUGCCAUGGGCUUCCAUUCUUGACAAGGUAGUUAAGUUGCAAAUUUCGCAACAACUAUGUGUAGUCAAGGAUCUUUCUGCUCAUGAUGUGGUGAUGCGAUUGAUGCGAAAGGAGAAUUACUUGAUUGGAAUGUUGAAUAAAGGGGUCCUUGCUUUUCCAAUAUCUUCGUGGGUCCCAGGUGCUGGCCCUACUGUCAAAUAUGGCCCAAAUGAUAUAAGAUAUCGCCUAAUACUACCGAAGACCCUUGAAUGGACUUUAAAUUGGUGCAUACUGCAGAGUAUGUUUGAUAGAAACUUUUGCGUUCGAAGGGAGUUUGUUUCGGAUCCUAAAACAUUAAAGAAGAGGCUUAUGAUAGUUGGGCUUGCAAUGCUUGUUCUUUCACCAUUCCUCGUCAUAUUUAUGCUGGUAUAUCUCUUCCUGAGGCAUGCUGAACAGUUCUAUAAUCAUCCCAGCACAGCAUCUUCUCGAAGAUGGUCAAAUCUCUCUAAGUGGACAUUUAGGGAAUUUAAUGAGGUUGACCAUUUGUUCAAGCACCGAGUCAACAGCAGUGUCUUUCAUGCUUCUGACUAUCUAAAGCAAUUCCCCUCUCCUAUUAUAACCAUCGUUGCAAAAUUUAUCUCCUUUGUUUCUGGUGGCUUUGCUGCUAUUUUAAUCAUCAUUGCAUUUCUGGAAGAAUCUCUGCUGGAAGGCCAUAUAUUUGGCCGCAAUUUGUUCUGGUAUGCUGCUGUUUUUGGAACUAUAACAGCUAUUAGCAGGGCUGCAGUGACAGAUGAACUUCUAGUUCUUGAUCCACAGGGAGCUAUGUCUCUAGUAGUCCGGCAUACGCACUACAUGCCGAAGAGAUGGCGUGGGGAAGAAAAUUCGGAGACCGUCCGGAUGGAGUUUGAAACUCUAUUUCAGUACACUGGAAUGAUGUUGCUGGAGGAGAUGGCCUCAAUCUUUCUCACUCCAUACUUGCUCAUAUUUGUCGUACCAAAGCGAGUGGAUGACAUUCUGCAAUUCAUUGCUGAUUUCACAGUAAAUGUCGAAGGUGUUGGUCAUGUAUGCAGCUUUAGUGUCUUUGACUUCCAAAAUCAUGGAAAUAGCAAUUAUGGCUCUCCUUACAAUUUGCCAAGCAUUCAUAGGAGUUCCCAGGGAAAGAUGGAGAAAUCAUUCUUGAGCUUUCACUGUGACUAUCCUACAUGGGAGCCGAAUGGUGAGGGGAAACAAUUUCUCUUAACCCUUAAAAAGUUCAGGGACCAAAUGUUGCAAGGACAUGGAGUAGGGCAUGCAAAUCCAUCCCCCAAAAUGCAGAUGUGGAACCCGAGUUUCAGAGGCCUAGGCGAUAGAAACAGCUUCCGGUCAAGGGAAAUACCUCAGAACAGCCCAUUGGCCGGCUAUCAGCUAGGUUCAGAGUGGAUAAUUGAUGCAGAUCAGAGGAACUACCCAUACAUUCUUGAUUGGUAUUAUACCUCGCGACCUCAUCACGCAGCUGAUGAUGAUUCAAGAGAUCUUCCCCCUUCACCUUUCCAUGUUGCUGGGGAAGGGUCAAGAGAAAUUUUGAGGCUACCACCCCUCUUGCCCCCAAAUGUAGCAACAUAUGAACAACACUGGAGCCAGCUUUUCAAUGAUCGAUCACAGAGCAAUCUGGAAGCCUCUACAUCUGCUCCCCUUUUCGGGGAGAGUAUACUGCAUCAUGACGAGUCGAGUAACAUGGCUGGCCGCACUACUACUAGCAGCCACUGGUGGGCUAGGAGUCGGCCGCAGGGUGGAGACCUGCAGACAAGUUUUCUGGAGCCUCCAACCUUCAACCACAAUGCAGCUGAUAACUAUCAUGACAACUCCUCCGAUAGAAGCUUAGAGGACGAGGAGAAACAGUUCGACUGGAGGAGCUCGUACAGGUCUCAUGCGUAUAACAUGGAUGGCCUGGAUGGGGCAGAACUCGAUCUACCUUUCGACAUAUACAGCAAGCCUCCAGACAGCCCCCCUGCCAGGCUUGAUCCGCCAAGCUUUGUGUGAUCAAGUUGUUUGCUUCUCUGUUCUAUAUAUCCCAAUUCCAUCGCCUCAAGCUUAUUCUGAAGACCAUAUCAAUGGGUUUUGGAUAUUAGACUAUGGAUUUCAUUCAUCUUCCCUACUCUCCUCCCAUAAGAAGGAAUCUCCUCAUUCAUUCAUGUAUAUAUAAUUUAUACUGAGGUUAGAUUGUGAACAGCACAACGCUUUGAUCACCAGACUCGCAAAGCCUUUGAAUUGUACCGUACAGAACUGAGCCAUUUGAUCUGUGCCAUCUAGAAUUUCAUACAAAUGAAAAUAUUGUACAUGUAAAAUCUGCUUCAUUAUCCACCUUUACAUCAAGGGUUAUAAAAAAAAUGCCAUUUUAAUGUGGGCAUGUGUACCUU
This is a messenger RNA of Diospyros lotus (date-plum), 3611 nucleotides long. RefSeq names its product autophagy-related protein 9. Gene Ontology annotation, cellular component: autophagosome; phagophore assembly site. The record is from RefSeq and is a predicted model, not a curated record. Gene Ontology annotation, biological process: autophagy of mitochondrion; protein localization to phagophore assembly site. Lineage: Eukaryota; Viridiplantae; Streptophyta; Magnoliopsida; Ericales; Ebenaceae.